CUUCAGCGGGUGAACUGGAGCUCGUGUCACUGCUCGUGGGUUGUUGUUUUUUUAAUUUAUUCCAGAGAAGCUGCGGCUGGUGUUUUUUUCACCUCUUGUUCCAGAUGUGGAAUGAAAAAGGAGAGGCAGGUUUUACAGGUCGUUUCAGUGUCAGAGCGUCAUGAAGAAGCGCGGAGCAAAGCAUCCAAAGUGGCACUAGGGCAGUAGCCUCCUGCUCUCCGUCUCUCUCCCUCACCACACACCAGCACUGUUUGGCUGAGCAGCGAUGGCCAAGUGGCUGAAGGACUACCUGAGCUUUGGCAGCAGGAAGGUGCCCCCGCAGCCGCCCACGCCAGACUACUCCGAGAGCGAGAUCCUCAAAGCGUACCGGCUCCAGAGGGACCUGGACUUCGAGGAUCCCUAUGAGGACUCCGAGAGCAGGCCCAGGGCCGAGUCUGGGCCGUCUGACCCUGCCACGCCGGUGUACGGGUCACCCAUGAAGUCGUCCAGCGUGGACCCGAAGUCCCCCAAGCACAGACUGAUCAAAGUGGACUCCCAGGAGCUCGGGCGCACCAAGAUCCUCCUCAGUGCCGUCUCUAUAGAGGAACAGCUAGAGCCUGUGGUGCCCUCUGCUCCGCUGGCAGGGGACACCGACUAUUCUGAUCCUUUCGACGCUCGGUUGGAUCACCGGCUGGAGACGGACCUCGGACCCGUUCCCUGCGAGAACAACGGCUACAUGGAGCCGUACGAAGCCCAGAGGGUGAUCACAGAGCUGCAGCGUGGCCCGGGAGGAGGACGGCUGCGUGGCGGGCUGCAGCUCUACGACACUCCCUAUGACGACGAGCGAGGACAGCGACUGGGCCUCGUGUACGGAGAAGCUCAGGACGAGGGCAAGGAGAGCAGCCGGCUGCCGCAGGAUGACGAGAGGCCGGCUGACGAGUACGACCAACCCUGGGAGUGGAAGAAGGACAACAUCUCCAAAGCCUUCGCAGUGCAGUUUGACGGCGCAGAGUGGGACCGCUCCUCGUCGCCCACAGAACGCUUGCGUCCUCCGGGGCCGUGGUCCAGCCCGCUGGCAGGGGGGGGGAAGAAGUUUCGUAUGCCGCAGGAAGGCUUGACCAUGGUUGGGGAGAGGGUGGACGCCAGUGUUCCUCUGGAAAAGCAGGUAUGGUACCACGGAUCACUGUCUCGUUCUGAGGCAGAGUCGCUGCUAAUGCUGUGUAAAGAGUGUAGCUACCUGGUGAGGAACAGUCAGGCCACCCGCUCCGACUUCUCCCUGUCCCUACGGAGCUGCCAGGGUUUCAUGCACAUGAAGUUCACGCGGUGUAAAGACGGCAAGUACGUGCUGGGUCAGAACAGCCCUCCGUUUGACACCAUCCCAGAGGUGAUCCACUUCUACACCACGCACAAACUCCCCAUCCGGGGUGCCGAGCACUUGUCCCUGCUGUUCCCCGUGCUGGUGCAGACACUCUGACUGACUCCCUCUGGACCUCCAGGAUUUCAUUGAGCUCAGACAAUUAAAAACUUGAAUGUUUGACGGGGUCUUCCCAGCGGAGUGCCAUCAACUGUAGCCCUGUAUUGGACCGGACUACUUUUGAUGAAUCGACACACCACAGAGCCAAUGCCUUCACCCACCACUGCUGUUGUACCUGUGCCAAGAGUGUCUAAACAUCCGGGAGGAUUGAUUCACAUUAAAUGCAAUACCUGAACUUUAAGCCACCUUUGUUGUAACUUCUCUCCCUCAUAUCCUUUUGCUAAAUCAAGGGGUUUACAAUGUCAGGACAUCUGAAAUUGUCUCUUUCUUGACUACAUGUCUCUCACCACUGUCUGAAAGGGGAGAACGUCUGCAUAUUCUAAACCUCCCCAGUUCACAGAAGAGCUGCAGAAGAUUGAGAUAAACGACUGCUGCUCCACAGAAAUGCACCUCAUCCACACUGGUCAAAAUAUUGCUGUUGUCAGGUGAAAACCUUGCAAGUUCUAUUUUGCUUAUUUUUCAUAUUUGAACCAGAAUCCAUAAAUUGAAUUGUACUAAAUAUGGUGAGAAACUUUUGUCAUCCCCUGGGCUCAGAAACCCUGGUUAUAAAUUGAAAGAGAAUAUUGAUUAAAAAAAAAAUGCUAUUUUUGAAGAAAAAAGGUUUUUACCCACAACAGUGAUGUUUUAAAUGCUUUUCUACAAAAAGCCACACAGUUGAUUUUCAUUCAGUCUGUUCUGUGGCGUCACGCUGCUGCUGUAUGUUGAUGAUUUGCUUGACACGUCUCCAUGUUACUUGUUGAUUGUUCACUGUAAGCAACAGAGAGGCUGUGUUGUAUUGGUACUCGUGCUGACCUUGCUGACCUGUAUCUCUUGUUGGUUGCCUACGUUGCAAUUGGUAGACAAUGCUGGGUUUUAAAAAAAAAAGAAAGAAAAAAAACAACAACCCCUCUCACGGCUUUCAUUGUCUUUUCACUGAUUUAAAGAUAAGCUACGUUUGAGAGCUGAGACGACAUCCGAAGCUAAUGGAGGACUCACACUGAAGCCUUGUCUGGAGUUCAAUGCAGAUCUGAAAGCAGCGACAGUUUCAUGCUCGAGACACACAACAUAACCUAUAAAGAGGUGCACAGGAAAUAAAAUCCACAACCAGUAAUUUUACCAUACAUAACACAAGGAACGCGACUUAGCGGAACCACAAUUCAGUUUGGCAACGCCUGACAUCACCCUAUUCAAAGUCAAUGACCAGCGUCUCGGUUUAAGUGUCUUACGCUUAUGUAUGAGUCCAGCGUAAGGGCACUGUCACACACAUAUGCAAAUGAAGCAGUGGUGAACCUUCACCUCCCAUUCACUUCCAUUCUGUGUGAGCAAGGGUCAUAUAAAACGUUUGCUUCCUGUUGUGAAGCAAAUCCUCAGUGUGGCUUUGCAAAAGUUCAACUUUGGUGGACUUUGGCCCGGGACAUCUCCCUGCAUUCCCGUAUUUGUGACUGGGACCUGAGAGAUGCUGAUCAGGAAGCACUGGACGCUCUGGACUCUCGAACCUGACAAAUGUGGGCCGUGUUCUCACACUUCCUACACUUUAUCACUGAUUUUCUGUCUGGCCAAGUCCUUUCAUGUUGGCGCGUGCAUCAUAUUUCAGUUUAUUGCUUUGCCAUCUGGAAUGAGCUUCCACGUCGGCUGCCCGGUUGCAGUGUUGGGUGGCACAAACAGAUUUCAGACGUUUGCCAUUACCAAACACGUUUAGGACUAUUAAAAGUUUUCUAUUGCCUCUGUUGCAU
Messenger RNA from Platichthys flesus (European flounder), 3225 nucleotides. It is a transcript of the gene shdb, whose product is annotated as Src homology 2 domain containing transforming protein D, b. The transcript has 7 exons. Gene Ontology annotation, molecular function: phosphotyrosine residue binding. Bases 266 to 1453 code for a protein of 395 amino acids. The record is from RefSeq and is a predicted model, not a curated record. NCBI's taxonomy places the organism in Eukaryota, Metazoa, Chordata, Actinopteri, Pleuronectiformes, Pleuronectidae.